Molecule: messenger RNA, 2508 nt
Organism: Penicillium olsonii
Lineage: Eukaryota; Fungi; Ascomycota; Eurotiomycetes; Eurotiales; Aspergillaceae
Source: the annotation of a GenBank genome assembly
AUGAUGCGCCCACGGCCUGCGUCUUCCUUACAGAAGACUUACGACGAAUGUUAUCUCGCGUGCUCUACCGCGGUAUACUUUGAGGGCCAGGUAAGUGCGCUAGCCCGAACACCAGUUCGUUACUCAUUACAUCAGAACAACGAAGAGGAAGCAUUGCGGUCCUGGAGAUCCGCACUCGAGACUAUUUAUCACCACAAUGCCCGCCGUGUACCUUCGAAUUAUACUCCCAAAUCUGAAACCGAGAAGGCCCUGCAGGACUCCAUCCGGGCGCUAGAGAUCCAAUGCCGAGAACGGGUCGAUCUGCUGGGCGCUCUCCGAGCCAGCAGAAAGGAAUCGGCAGAGGCUAAUGGCACCGGUAAAGAGAGCGCUACUCUCGUCAAGGGUAAAUCUGUCACCAGCGCUCCGCCACCGCCGUCCUCCAGCCUUCCCGGCUGGAUCGGAGAUGGAACGAUCCCUGCUGUCGGCUACACCGACCUUUCCAAACCCGCUGCUAUACCCGGCCGACCCUCGCUGCCAACGAAACAAAGUUACGACUCAACACUCCAGUACGAUGAUGCUGGCCCUUCGCAUUUGUCCGCGGCAGACACGCCUGCACUCCGAGUGAACUCUAAUUCCUCCGACAAAACCAAGUCCCGUGGCUCUAGCCCGGAGAGACGGAAACCUAUGUUGACUACUUUACGUAGUAGUGAUGGCAAGAAGAAUGGUAAGAAGGUCAAGGUCCCGUCGAAGAAAAAGGAGUCACGGCCUGCGGCCUCCAAAGCAGCCGGCCUCGCCUGGGGUAGCAUCUAUCGCUCUGCAUCGGGCGACAAGCCCCCAAAUGACGCAGCCAUAGCAUCCUCCCGGGCAAGCGCAACUGGCGACUCUGCUCAACGCCGGGAUCCAGAACCAAGAGUGAGUUCUGGCGAUGAGCCGCGGCCGGCAAAAACUCGGACCUCUCGUGAUCUCACGGGGGACCGAAUUCCUACUGCCCAUUGGCGAGAGCCUCUUCGUUCUUCUCCAAAGAUAACCUCGCCUAAGCUGCCUACGCAACCGCCGGCGCGCCAGCCUCAACCUCCACCACACAGCCCCCAAUUAUCGCAUCCGUCUCCAAUGUCUAUGCCAAAUCCGGCCCACUACACGACUCCGCCCAAGCCCUCUGUCAAGCCAAAACCUGUCGCUUUACGAUCCUCCCAGCCUUCUCAGCUCCCUUCAAGCCAUCUGAUGCAGACUACCAGGUCUGAGCAGACCUCAAGGACAAUGACGCCCCGGCUUGAUCGGGAAGCAAAUUCCUCGAAUGAUCGACCGCGCACAAAGUCGGCACCCAAGGUUUCUAGGAUCAGCGAAGCCGCUCGUGUUUCUCCGUCAUCUGGCAGUGGUGACGAUAUCUACCGUGGUGUGGACCGAUUGGCGAUAUCACAGAGGAACGUAAAUAACCCAACCAGACGCAAGCCCCCACCAGCUAAACGACGAGAGACACCUCCAUCAAGCGACCAAGAGACUUCGGACCAGCAAUCUUCAGCAGACGAAGCAGAAGAUGAAGGCGAGGAAGACGACGAGGACAUCAACAAGAUUUGGGAAAAACUGCCCAAGGGCGUGGAUCCGCUUUCAGCAAAGCAGAUUCUAAAUGACAUUGUAGUACGCGGUGAUGAAGUGCACUGGGAUGACAUCGCCGGGCUCGAAGGAGCCAAAAAGGCACUCAAAGAAGCGGUGGUUUACCCAUUCCUCCGUCCCGAUCUCUUCUCUGGUCUUCGCGAACCAGCUCGCGGAAUGUUAUUAUUUGGUCCUCCAGGAACUGGUAAGACCAUGCUCGCACGAGCAGUAGCCACAGAGUCGAAGUCAACAUUCUUCUCUGUCUCGGCAUCAAGUCUAACGUCCAAAUGGCAUGGCGAAAGCGAGAAGCUGGUGCGCGCUCUGUUCGGUCUCGCCAAAGCUCUUGCUCCAUCCAUCAUCUUCGUCGAUGAGAUCGACUCUCUUCUCUCUGCGCGGUCAUCCGGCUCGGAGCACGAGGCCUCACGUCGCUCAAAAACAGAAUUCCUGGUCCAAUGGUCUGAUCUUCAACGUGCAGCCGCUGGUCGCGAGCAGACUAGUCGCGAGAAAAAGGAAGGCGACGCCAGUCGCGUGUUGGUCUUGGCUGCUACGAAUAUGCCUUGGGAUAUCGAUGAGGCUGCCCGCCGUCGUUUCGUUCGUCGACAGUACAUUCCGUUACCGGAGCAUCAUGUUCGUGAGCAGCAAAUUCGCAAGCUCAUAGGUCAUCAACAUCAUGAACUUAGCGACGCUGAUAUCCAAGUUUUAGUCCAUGUCACAGAAGGAUUCUCUGGUUCGGACAUCACAGCUCUCGCGAAGGACGCCGCCAUGGGCCCCCUGCGCAACCUAGGCGAAGCCCUUCUCCAUACUCCCAUGGAUCAAAUCCGUGCUAUCAUAUUCCCUGAUUUUGAAGCGAGUUUGUAUUCUAUCCGGCCCAGUGUGUCACCCGACGGACUUAAGAAAUAUGAGGAUUGGGCGAGAGAAUUUGGCGAGCGAGGUGGAUAG